UCAAUUUUUAAAGAGGGUGUGUCCCCCAGCUCCGAUUCAGUCUGUCCCUCCGCUGUCCUCUCCCACUCUCCCACUCUCCUCGCACUUACCGUUCCUUGCUCCUCUCCCUCUGACGGCGGCUCGCUGUUCUCUGACUGCGUAGCCUUUCCGUCGGCGUCCACUGUUCAACUUCUUCAUAGUUACGUUCCUAUUUUCUCUCAAUUAUUCACCGUCGUCUCAAGUGGAGGCGACGGCGACGCUGGGAAGUUUGUCGACGGCGGCGACACAACAAUCUUUCGCAGUUUUAGGGAAUUGGAGUACGUUGUUCAUGCCAUGAGAGGAAGCAUUGGAAGAAGACUCCCGGCCCUUGGCAGCGCUGCCAAACCAAGCCAAAUCGCAUCCUCCUCUUCUCUCUUCUCCACAUCUUCCUCUUCCAGCUCAGGCGGCGGCGGUCGCGGUCGCGGCCGUGGUUCUUCCUCCGGUCCUCCUAGGUUCGACUUUUGUGCCCCCGGCAAACCAGACUCGGGCGAUUCCAAACCCCUAGAUUCAGUAGAUACCCCCUUCCCGUCUGGACUCGGUCACGGUCGUGGCAAACCGGCUCCUUCAGCCCCCAUUAUUCCUUCGUUCUCUUCAUGGAAUAAUGGUGUAAAUGCACCUCCUUCAGCUGGUCGUGGCCGAGCCAACCCUCAAGUCACCGCCCAACCGACGGAGUCGCACCCUCAAGAUUCCCAAGUACCCAAAAAGCCUAUCUUUUUCCUCAAAGAAGAAGUGUCUGAAUUGAAUCAAAAAACUCAACUUGGGGAUUUGGGCAGGGACCCAGAGGAGACUAGUAGUAGUGAGCUCCCAUCGAGUAUGUUGUUGAAUCUAUCGCCCGGUGGUGCUGGGCGAGGGAAACCUGCAAAGGGCUCUGCCGAUAAAAUUCAGGAAGAAAAUCGCCAUAUUCAAGCCCGGCAAGCGACCAGGCCUAUGACAGGGAGACGUGGCGUUGAGGUGCAAGAGAGGACUGCACCAAGUGCCCCAAGGAUGAGUCGGGAAGAGGCUGUGAAGAAGGCCGUGGGCAUUUUAUCACGCGGAGAGGAGGGUGGGAGAGGGAGUGGUUUUGGAGUUAGAGGCAGGCGUGGUGGUGCAAGAGGAAGGGGAAUGCAGGGCUGGAGAGGAAGAGGUAGAUGGUCUGGAGGCCGGGGUAGAGAUUUGGAGGAUGAUUCAAGUGGGCUUUUCCUUGGUGAUAAUGCAGAUGGGGAGAAGUUGGCUAAGAGGAUUGGAAUAGAAAAUAUGAAUAAAUUGGUUGAAGGGUUUGAGGAAAUGAGUGGAAGAGUAUUGCCUUCCCCGGUAGAGGAUGCGUAUCUGGAUGCUCUCCAUACGAAUUAUAUGAUUGAGUGUGAGCCAGAAUACUUGAUGGAGGAGUUUGGCACGAACCCUGAUAUUGAUGAGAAGCCUCCUAUUCCUCUUCGAGAUGCGCUUGAGAAGAUGAAGCCUUUCUUGAUGGCAUAUGAGGGAAUUCAAACUCAAGAAGAGUGGGAGGAAGCCAUUGAAGAAACAAUGGAGAAAGUUCCAUGUAUAAAGGAACUUGUAGAUUACUAUAGUGGACCCGAUAGAGUAACUGCGAAGAAGCAACAUGUAGAGUUGGAAAGAGUUGCAAACACUGUUCCUGAAAGUGCACCUGUUUCAAUAAAGCAGUUUGCCAAUCGUGCUGUUCUGUCUCUUCAGAGCAAUCCUGGCUGGGGGUUUGACAAGAAAUGCCAGUUCAUGGAUAAGCUUGUUCGUGAGGUAUCUCAACAUUACAAGUAAUCUUGAUAAGGUUUAUCUUUGAUGAGGUAUUGAGUGGAGGGUUGUUUCAAUGCCCUUGUUGCCUGUGUAUUGCACACUGAAGGAUACUGGUGUGGUAAAGCUGACAACAUCCAUAUUUUUGAUUCUCUAAAAUGAAAUGGAAUUUGGUUCAUGGUUAAAUUAUUUUCUAUAGAAUAUGGUGUGGUAGGUAGUCAUGUUUAUAAUAAUAUUUUCUUUUGCUAGCUA
This is a messenger RNA of Malania oleifera, 1992 nucleotides long. RefSeq lists its product as uncharacterized. The transcript has 5 exons. The record is from RefSeq and is a predicted model, not a curated record. Lineage: Eukaryota; Viridiplantae; Streptophyta; Magnoliopsida; Santalales; Ximeniaceae. Bases 313 to 1767 code for a protein of 484 amino acids.